AUGAAGGCAUCCGGACUGUUCGGCCAGUGUCUAUACGCACGUGGAGAUCAUGUCGAAAAGUCGGAUCGAGACAAGUCGGCGACAAGUCGACGGCCGACAGUGGGAGGCCAGACGAGCAGAUAUAGUUAUAGUAUUUGUGUCGGUCGCGAAGUGAUUCGAUACGUGGGUUCACGGCUAUUGGCGGAGCCAGGUUCCACAUCCUGGCAUAUGGGUUAUCAUGACUUCGCCCGAGAUGGCAUUCGCAUGGAUGGUUCUGUGACACAGCAUUAUACUCAUGGCUACGAAGGCAACGAAGCCACAGUGGAGCUGCGCUGUGGACCCACGCCCAUGGCCGUCGAAAGCCUGGAGGACCUGGGCCACUCCUUGCACGUGGUCAUCUCCUCAUUCGCCUACUGUGACUGGGCUAGCUUCCCACUUGACGGGUAUCUGCCCGGAGGCCAGACCAAGGAUGCUGCAGAGAGUUCAAGCACGGUGCCGACGACCGGAGACUCCCAGGUGGCAGCGACGGAGUGGGUGCCACGAUCUUUGGCCUGGCUUCUCUCGCCAACCUUUGGCCAGUGUCACAACGUAACCUACAAAUUCUGGACCUAUGAAUACUGCCACCCGGACAGCUUGCUACAGUUCCAUCCGGAGCCAAACGGGUCCGUCAAGGACGCCAUGUUCCACUUGGGCGUAAACAUACCCAGUCGUGACCCGCCUCGUUCCAACUACCAAGAGCCGAACCCCAUGUGGCCUCGGUCUCGCAACGGGAAGACGUACACCAUGCCAAGCCUGUUGUCCAAGGACUGGGCCGUGACCACGUCCACGGCUUCGGCUUCGGCCACGGAGGGCAUGACCACCACAGAGGGCGCCACCACUUCGGCUUCCGCGUCGGGCGGGACUUUCCAGCCCUGGUCGAUGUGGGAUGACCUGGACUUGCAUGUGGAGAUCAUCCCGCCGACGUUACUGGGCUUCAGUGCGGGGAUGGGGUACUGGCCACGAGAAGCAGGGGCGUUGGGGUUGAAGAUGUACAUGAGCGCAGGUACGAGAUGUCCGAGUAACCCGAACGGAGUGCGUCAAACGUACGUAUACUUCUUCUGUCCAAUGGAAAUGAUCAACGCGAAGACGAUGCGAGUUAUCAACGUUCUGGAGGUCAAGGAAUGUGUCUAUAGCGUUCUGGUUGAGAUGGCGAGUGUGUGCGCACACCCUCUACUCAAACCCAAGGUCCCCACCAUUCCCGAAAGCAUCACCUGUCACAAGGCCAUCAACUCCCUACGAGUCCCAAAUGAGGGCGUUCUAGACCAGGGUAAGGCCCCAACCGAGGGUGCGGACGGCGUCCUACCCAUAAACCGGCGCGCUGCUGCCGUUUUGGAAUACUGGUUCGACCGGGGCAACGACGCCUCGGCGACUUCAACAUCGGACGGUGAGGACUUCGUGGUCCUGAGUGGCGAGGACCAGAGCCAAUUGCGGAGCGAAUUACUGCACGCUUUCAACUGGUUGCCGCUCAGUGCCGGGAACGCCGAACUCCUGCGCAAGUUCCACUUGGAACAGGACUCCUUAGCAGCACCAGCGGCGGACGACGAUUUCUUGGCGGGGCACGACCCGUUGGCCGCGGACGACCAACGGGUCGCGGACGACCAGUGUGUGCUGCAGGGUGCGGACGCCGGCAUCCGCUGCGGUUCCAUGGUAUACCAAGCAGCCGAGGUCAAGUGGAGACUCCUGGAGCGGGCGCCUCGCACUGUGACGAACGCUACGAAGCCGUAUCCGCCCGUGAGCGCGCAUCUGUUCGCUCCUGGCGAAAGUGUGCGGAACCAGCGCACGGGUCAAACGGGCAUUGUCCAGUCCGUGCACCCCAAGGUCGCCGUGCCUGAGAGCUGGCUGGAUUUUUACGCCGGCGCAUGGAACGCCGGCGGGACCAAAGAGGAGGAAAAACGGACCCAGAUCUGUCCGUACUAUCUCGCCACCACUCCAGUAAGCCGCACCUGA
This is a messenger RNA of Gregarina niphandrodes, 1965 nucleotides long. RefSeq lists its product as hypothetical. Gene Ontology annotation, cellular component: endoplasmic reticulum lumen. The record is from RefSeq and is a predicted model, not a curated record. Gene Ontology annotation, biological process: endoplasmic reticulum unfolded protein response; retrograde protein transport, ER to cytosol. Lineage: Eukaryota; Apicomplexa; Conoidasida; Eugregarinorida; Gregarinidae. Bases 1 to 1965 code for a protein of 654 amino acids. The transcript has a single exon.